AUGGACGCCUCUGACGAGGCCCCGCCUGCGGUCAGCUCUCCGGCACCCGCCAUUCUUGAGGCCCAGCAGUCCUCGAAGAAGCGAUCACGGGAAGUGAGUGAAGAGGCGACCCCUCUCCCUGCGGCACCAUCUCCUGAGCCUGAGUCCAAGCGUCAAAAGACUGCACCGCCUUCUGGUCACGAGCCUGCAGUGGAAAUUAGCAAGGCGCUGGGAAACACAGUUACGCCAACAGCCGCAGAGGUACCAAAUAUAAAUAAGGCUACGUCAGGGCCCGCCUCGAACACGAACAACUCCAAAGGGCAAAAGAAGACGGGAGGCAAGAAUUCUGCCAAGACCUUUACAGACGAGACUGGCCAACAAUUCCUGCUGCCCACGGAUCCGAAGAUCCUUCGUAAGAAGCAGGCCGCUGACACGUGGCAUGAGCGGAUCACCAGAUGGAUCAAUGCUCUUGUAGAGCAGAACAGGGAUAAGGGGCCCCUCAUGACACCAGCACUCUGUAUUGAUAUGUUCGCGCAUGCCCAGAGCAAGGAGAAGGAAAGCAAGACGGCACUACACCGGAUCAAAAAGCUGCAGAAAGGGGGCAAGCUGGACACGAUGGUGGGCCUCGCGCUCGAGGCUGUGCAUGGACCGGGUGUUUCUGCCGCAGGAACAUCGCAGGAUCCCAUCUCAAUUGGUGAUGAUGGCGAGGCCGAAGAUGCAGAAGAAGACGGAGAGGACACGGGCAGUGGCGACGAGGAGACAGAUAACACGACACGCCCGUCGACAUCUGGUCCUUCUGGCGCAGCUUCUACCCAGGGCGACGACGACGCGAAACGACAAGAGUCGGCGCCAACAGCAAGCGAUUGGGCGUCACUGCUCGGGCCCGAAGCGGGGAGCGCCGCAGGGCAGAGCGCCGCAAAGGCCAAAGGCGACGACAACAGGAGCACACAGCACGACGAGCCAGAAGUGGCUGGGUACCGGCAAAUCAUGAGAGAAGACGAGGCCGAGAAGGAGCAGCAGCGGUAUUUUCCUGGCGCGACUGAGAUCUGCACGAUUUGCGCGGCCACUGGCCACACGUGCAUGGCCUGUCCAAACACUCUCUGCCAGUUCUGUCGGGGUGAUCACUUUUCGUGGAACUGCCCGGGACGAUCCAGGUGCGCCAAGUGCCGACAGUUUGGCCACACCAAGUCCAAGUGCAAGGAGAAGCUGGCCAUGGCGCUCGAGGAGGGCCUCGAGUGCGCUUUUUGCGGCGAGGGUGACCACCUGGAGAAUGCCUGCGACAACGUCUGGCACUCAUGCCACCUCCAGCCAGAGAGCUUGCACACGGUGCGUUACAUUGCGGCGUUCUGCAGCUACUGCGGGUGCGAGGGACAUUACUCGUCAGACUGCCCGGCGGGCGACCAGCAGCCGUUUCCGCAAAAGUGGACGGCGACUUGGUCGUUGAAAGACCGCGAUCUCUGUGUUGACGCGAACGCGACGGACGAGUCGAUCGCGCGGUUUGGCGUGGCGGCGGAGAGCAACGAUCCUGGCAUGCAUGUGAGGGGCGCGGCGGCGGCCGCCAAGCGAACGCACAUCUUCUACUCUGAUAGCGACGGGUCGGAGGAGGGCGAGUUCCUCAGCGAGAAGGUUAAGCCGCGGGCGGCACCAGGCCAGAUGCGCAUGUCGACCAACAUUCGGUUCAACUCGACCAUGCCGAGCACAGCCUUUGCGGGCCAGCCUCCCCUGCCGCCUGGACCCCCCCCGCCAGGCCCGCCACCGGGCAACCCUGGGUCGUACUCAAGAAUGGCAACGAGCUACGCCGCACAGUCGCACGCAUUACCACCGAGGCCACCAGCGCCGGGGCAGCCCCCCUCUGGGCCGGGCGCGCAGCGCGGUGGUUACCACAACGUCCCGCCUCCCAAGGGGCCGGCGGCGCAACCGAAGAACAAGGCGAAGGGCAAGAACAUACCGCAAAGCAACAAGAAGAGAGCCGCGAUGCAGCAGCAGCAGCAGCCCCAGUCACAGGGCUCGUCCCAACAACAGCACGGCUCGAGAGCAAACCAGCGAAGGGGUAACGGUACAAGUAGGAGACCCAGACGGGGCGGCAAAUAG
Messenger RNA from Verticillium nonalfalfae, 2070 nucleotides. RefSeq lists its product as uncharacterized. The record is from RefSeq and is a predicted model, not a curated record. Gene Ontology annotation, molecular function: zinc ion binding; nucleic acid binding. The transcript has a single exon. Lineage: Eukaryota; Fungi; Ascomycota; Sordariomycetes; Glomerellales; Plectosphaerellaceae. The coding region runs from base 1 to 2070 and encodes 689 amino acids.